Electrophorus electricus (electric eel) is the source of this 1043-nucleotide messenger RNA. RefSeq lists its product as uncharacterized. The record is from RefSeq and is a predicted model, not a curated record. NCBI's taxonomy places the organism in Eukaryota, Metazoa, Chordata, Actinopteri, Gymnotiformes, Gymnotidae.
GUUCCACUCAGCGUUGGAAUCCUCACGGCAGCUGCGCCUCCUGGGUGACCCACUCCUCAUGUCUGUCCAGAGAUGCACGCCCAAAGAAGGAUGAGAGAGGAACCUCCAAUCGUUCAGCAAAUCCCAAACUCUGUACCACACGAGACCUUGCCCACAAGAGGCAUGUCAUUGCGCAAGGCCUUGUCCAAUCAGAACCUGGCCCAGAUCGAGACCCCAUGGGAGGGUGUGACGCUUAACCGCUGUCUUCUCGUGGCCAUCACCAUACUCAUCCUCACUUCUGGUUGCCAAAGAUUGCACGACUUUGUACGAGGACGUAGGGAUGGAGCUGGCAUAGAACCUACAAGUACUGCACUCUGUACCAGACAGGCUGAGUUGAGGAGGGGUCGGCUAGCAUCAACUCAGCCCGAAACCUCUCUGUGGGAAACAUUUUUCUGGUGGGUGGCCGAUGACGAUCACGAUGACGAUAAAGAGAGAAGGCGAGGCAAGUUAAGGAAGGUGAUUCGAGAGAGAGCUUCCGGAUGCCUCCGAGACAAGCCCAGAACAGUGAUGAAGCAGAGAAAGGACAGUUUUAAAGCACACAGAGGGAAGAUGAGAAUGCACAAAGAGGAGAGUCCUGAGAGAGUGAAGGAUCGAAGAGAGAAAGACAAGAGACCAAAACAGAAACAUGUGGAGGAAGAGCAAGACGAAAUACAAAAGAAGACUACAAAGGAAAGCAAGACAGAUGCUACUAAGAACCAUUGAAUUAGUACAAGUGAAAAUGUUGCUGCAUGUUAGCUGAUAGAUGGCAGUAAAGAAAGUGUUGUGUAUCAUACAAACCAUAGUAAUUAGUAGGAACAUCAGAAGCCCCUCAGAUACUGCAGCAGGUGUUUCUGAAGUAACUAUGAUUAACACCUUGAGCUAGUCUACAAAAAGGGAUCUUGUUAAUGGUAAUUGUCCACUAGGAGAUAGUUAUUGGAUGGUGUGGUUCUAAAAAAAUGUGAAAAAUGAUGUAUGACAAUCAAAGCAGUUUGUACUUGCCAUAAUAAAUUAAAUCUGUUCAUUGA